Messenger RNA from Eimeria maxima, 1389 nucleotides. RefSeq lists its product as hypothetical. Lineage: Eukaryota; Apicomplexa; Conoidasida; Eucoccidiorida; Eimeriidae. The record is from RefSeq and is a predicted model, not a curated record. Bases 1 to 1389 code for a protein of 462 amino acids. The transcript has 2 exons.
AUGCUCUUACAGCUCCACAUGAAGAGUAAAACACUGCAAAUCGCCUGCCAAUAUGAACUCGAAAGAAAUUCAUCUUCGCGGGUCUCACCUCCAAAGAAAACUAAAGCCAACCGCCCCCCUUGGCAGGGUGCUGCUGCUGCUGUUGCUGUUGGCGCUGCUGGCUCCCCUACUGCAGGAGCAACAGGAGCAGCCGCAACAGCAGCAGCAGCAGCAGGAGCAAAACCACCCACAGCACCCCCCUAUACCCUAAACCAGUUCCUUUCUUCCUUUUCGCCUGUCCGGCAUCGCAACACUAAGAAAAGGGUUGCAUUGGCAGCAGCAUCCGGACCAAAUGCAGCAAUAGCAGUAACUGCAGCAGCAGCAACACCAGCAACAACAGCACCGGAAGCAGCAACAGUAGUAAAUGCAGCAACAGCAGCGGCAGCAGCUCCAGAAUGUCAAAGGGAGGAAACAUUCUUUGAUUUCCCCUUUUCACCUCGAGGAACCCUGGAAAGCAACGCGUGCAGACUACCAGCAGCAAACGCAGCAGAAUCGGAAGCAGCAGCAGAAGCAACAGCAACAACAAUAGCAACAGCAGCAGCAGCAGAAGCAGCAACAGCAGCAAAUGGGUCGGCAGCACCGUCAACAGCAUCAGCAACAGCAGCAGCAACAGAUGCACCUGAUGAUUUGUCAUGGAUGGUAUCGGAUUUGAAUUCGUCUUGGAACCACAAAAGUUUUGAGUUUGUAAAUUUUUUGUUCAAAGGGAAUUCGGUUUGCCCUCACCACGAAACUUCACUAGGACCGCUGAGGUGUACAUACAGCUCAGCCACCCGUUUUUGUACUCUAACGUCCCCUGUUUUUAAUGGCAGGAGGCCGCUGCACCCUAUUUCAGGUCUAGACGCACCUCAGGAGGAGACGCUGACGGGUGGUUCUCCUGCGGCUGCUUCUGAGGGGUCCUUUGUUUUUUUUUCUGCGCUGAGAAGUAGCGAAGAAGAAGAUGGAGGAGAUGAAGAAAAGCUCAAGAAGAGAUCAAAAAGAAGAUUGGAAGUAGAGCCAACGCCUGAAAGCGAAACUAAGAACAACACAGACAACAGCAACACCGAGACAGAGGCUGAACCUGCUGCAGCCCCUGGAUGUAGCAGAAAGAAAGGAGCUUUCGCUUGUCAGCUGCUACGAAAAAAAAUCAAUACAAGCAGCAAAAGAAGUGAGUCGGAGACGCACACGCAGCAGGACGCAGCAACAACAGAAACAGCAGCAAAGAUAACAGCAGCAACAACAGCAGCACCCACUACAGCAACAGCAACAGCAGCGACAACAGACAUAACAGCAGAAACAGCAGCAGCAGCAGUCAUAGAGGGCAUCGCCAGCAGCAUUCUUCGAGACAGCAGAAGAAGCAACGCGAGUCCAUGA